AAACUAUAAAAAGGGACUCCUAUGAGAUCGUGGCAGCUUCGCACCUAUGCUAACUACAUUCCCUACACUCCCUAGGGUUUCUCACUCCAUUUCUCUGCAUUCGCUCACCUUCCAUCACCUCCAUGGCCGGAAUCAAGCUCUCGCCGGAGGAUUCUGAGUUCUCCCAGCCCUCCCGAGCUCCGGCCUCCGCUGACCUUGCAUCCGUCGUCUCUGACGACGAUCGUUCUGUCGCUGCCGAUUCUUGGUCGAUUAAGAGCGACUACGGGAGCACUAUGGAUGACGAUCAGCGUCAUGCAGAUGCCGCCGAGGUGCUCUCCUCCACUGUCCUAGGCUCUGCCGAUUACAGUUCUGACAAGGAAGAGCCAUAUGUUGAAGUUGACAACUCAAUGCUAGGUUUACAGAGUCAUUGGGAUGCAACAUAUGCAGGUGACUUGGCAAACUUUCACGUGCAUGGCCAUGCUGGUGAAGUUUGGUUUGGUGCUGUAGUCAUGAGUGUGGUUGCAUCCUGGACAAAGAACCUCUGUAUAGACAUUUCUCAAGGUUGUAUGCCAAAUCUCAGUGAUUUCAAAUCCAAGUCAUUUGAGCAAUUUGAAAAAGAUUUGGCUAGAUGGAGAGUGCUUGAUGUUGGAAUUGGCAACGGUCUACUUCUUCAAGAACUUGCUAAGCAAGGGUUCUCUGAUUUGACUGGAAUUGAUUAUAGUGAAGGUGCUAUUAACCUUGCUCAGAACCUUGCUGAUCGUGAUGGAUUCACCAGCAUUAACUUCUUGGUUGAUGACAAUCUUGAGACAAAAUUGGAGAGGCAGUUCCAACUUGUUAUGGAUAAAGGAACUUUAGAUGCUAUUGGGUUGCAUCCUGAUGAUCCCAUCAAAAGGAUUAUGUAUUGGGAUUCUAUCUCAAGGUUGGUGGUGCCUGGUGGUAUAUUGGUGAUUACAUCAUGUAAGAGUACAAAAGAUGAAUUGAUGCAAGAGGUGGAUGCUUUCAACCGAAGAAGGCUCAGUUCCUCCCAGGAGCCAGAGAUCCCGAAGGACCAAGAUGCACCCAGAGAUUAUCCAUUUAAAUACCUGAGUCAUUUUCAAUCUGAUAGUACAUCAGUGUUAGGAGUGGUAGGCUCACUAGUUGUCACUGUUGCAUUUCUUCGAGGCUAAAAGUGUUCUUACACUUCAAUUUUAUCAAAUCUCUUUCAGGUCAGUCUUGACAUUUCACGUUAGAGUGAAUGCCGUUGUUUUAUUUCAUCUAGGGCACUGUUUUCCUGUUAGAAAGAAAUGUGGAAUGUGCUUACGUCCAGAAAAGAACCUGCUUACAUUUGGGAAAUUCUGUACUUUUUUACUCUAUAUUCUUUUUUUAUGUAUAAAGAAGAACAAAUCUUUUGGUGUA
Molecule: messenger RNA, 1374 nt
Organism: Vitis vinifera (wine grape)
Lineage: Eukaryota; Viridiplantae; Streptophyta; Magnoliopsida; Vitales; Vitaceae
Exons: 7
Coding region: 123-1145 (340 amino acids)
Biological process (GO): peptidyl-lysine dimethylation; peptidyl-lysine monomethylation
Cellular component (GO): cytoplasm
Molecular function (GO): protein-lysine N-methyltransferase activity
Source: RefSeq, a predicted model, not a curated record